AUGGCGUCCCAGCUUCUUCCUCUAGAGUUGAUUGACAAGUGUGUCGGAUCCAGAAUCUGGGUCAUUAUGAAGGGCGACAAAGAAUUCUCCGGCACAUUGCUUGGGUUCGACGACUACGUCAAUAUGGUCUUGGAGGAUGUAACGGAAUUCGAUUACUCUGGAGCUCAGAUUAAGCUUAAUAAGAUCUUGCUCAAUGGAAACAAUGUCUGCAUGUUGAUUCCUGGUGGUGAAGGGCCUGUUGGUAGUGCUUGA
This is a messenger RNA of Aspergillus clavatus NRRL 1, 252 nucleotides long. RefSeq names its product RNA-binding protein LSM5. Gene Ontology annotation, molecular function: RNA binding. The transcript is spliced from 6 exons. The coding region runs from base 1 to 252 and encodes 83 amino acids. Gene Ontology annotation, biological process: mRNA splicing, via spliceosome. The record is from RefSeq and is a predicted model, not a curated record. Lineage: Eukaryota; Fungi; Ascomycota; Eurotiomycetes; Eurotiales; Aspergillaceae. Gene Ontology annotation, cellular component: U4/U6 x U5 tri-snRNP complex; Lsm1-7-Pat1 complex; U6 snRNP.